AUGGACGAAGGAAACGAGCAGAGCAACGGAAGUAACAUGUGCCGAGCCUUGGUCCCAGAGGUUGUAUCAGCCUCAUGCCAGGCACCCGCGGGCGCUGCGGCUGGCGAUUCGACAGGCAUCAUGACCGUGGAGUCGUCCUUCGCUGGAGUAGGGAAAGGCCGAGAGCUGCCUCAAGGCGAAGAUAAAGAUGAGUGCAAUAGUGUGGAUGCAGAUAGCGAAGGCGGCGAAGACCGGAACGGGAGAGAGGCAGGCUUCCGAGAGUGUGACUCUAGUCGAACAAGUGAAGGGCGUUUGUACGGUUUUGCGACGGCGGCCGAUGGUAGGCGGGAAGCGACACAAAAGGAAUUGAGCUGCGGAGAAGAGCGACUCACGGACUCGACGACGCGCUGUCCCCCCGGAGAGAUGAUCACCGGAGUAGAAGAAAGCGGAAAAUCUGAGAGGGAUGCACAGGAGGAACGCGCUCCGCCUGCGAACCAAGGACCAGUGCACCGAGAGAGCUCGCGUGCGAGUGACGGAGGACCGCCGGGCCCCCAGGACUGCCUAGCAUAUGGAGGCGAGUGUCUCUUGGCCGAGAUGCAGUCUAGAGAUAAUCAAGAGGACGACGAUGGCUGCGAAUCUGAGGAAGAUGACAGCUAUUUAGCAGAUGAACUCGCAGUCGAGGAAGCCAAGCGGUCAGAGCAAGUUUGUAGUUUGCAGCAUACAGCACCAGAAGAGAAAGAUGAGAUUCACCGCUUGCUUGUUGUUUCGGGAAACGCUACGGACGUGACACCGACUCCGUUUCUUUGCAACGGCGAUACCAGUGCGCGGCGGUGCCAUAUGCCGGAGGCUAUGUUUGAGAGGAACAUCACAAGAAGCACCCCGAGCCUCAGCCGGGUGCGAGAAUCUCCCACUCAGUCGAGCUCUCCGAUCGGUGAAACACCUUCAGAACACGCAAGCGAUGUGCUUGGAAAUCGGCACGACGGUACAUUAGAGCAGCUGCAGAACCCUGGCAUUGGAGGAGGGCCUCUUCCUGUAUGCGCGGCUUCUCAUGCCUUCCGCUAUAUCCCUAACACCGCAGCCUCGCCGCCUUUUUGGCCUCCGCUCUCUCCACCAACCUCUGACGACGAAAAUGAAGGGCGUGCUUCUACAGCAGGGGUCCAGGGUGGCCUUACUGACUCUGCUCCGCCGACUGCAGCGGGGCAAGAUGUUUCUUCUUUACCCGAGUCGGUCGCCGUCAGCCACGGUCAGUCGACAAACGCUAAUGAGGGGGCCGUGGACACCCGGAGCGCUGACUCGCAGCACGCGCAAAGUCUCGAGACUCCCGAGCUUCCCGUAUCGAGUCCCCCAUCUCAAGUAGAGCCGCGCGCGAGUGUUGUGGAGUUUGCCGGAUGCUGGGGCAAUGCAGCCUACGACGCAGCUCCUCAAUCGCCUGGCUCUGCCGACGCAGAGCUAGGUGCUGCUCAAGGUGGGCGUUGGAUGCCUCAGGAGGUCGCGGGUCAGUGGCCGCAGUGGUUCCUGUUUUCCCUUUGGUCUUAUCCGGCUGAAGCCACCGUUUUAUGCGGAAAUCCAUAUCUGCCUUUCCCCCUGGCACAGCUUGCUCUGUACUCUUCGCCACUGCCAUCCGUCAUUUCUCAAUUGUAUGCUGCGCAUCCUGUGUACUUCCCGUCUCCGUCAUUGCCGCCCUCUUCACCCCCGUGCACGUGCCCGCUGUCUACGUGCCCGUACUUGGCGAUGCCGUGUUCCUCCGCGGCGAGUUUUCCGCGAUCGUACCCAGUUACUGCCGGUCGGUCAGGCUUCAGUGCUCAAGCCGCUGGGCAGUUAGCGAGUCCGUGGAUGAGAGGGAUCCCGUGGGUUUGGAUGCGCCGGGGAGAGGAAGAGGGAUAUUUCCCGUAUUUUCUUCCUCACAUGUAUGGAAACGUCAGUGGCCGCGGUCCUUCCGCGAUGCCUCACUGUCAAGCCGAGAAUGCUUUUUUCAUCCCGCCGCUUUCGGAGAGAACUCUGCAAGCUUCUGUUCCCUUUUGGUCUCCAGGCGCGUACGCAUUUGCUCCCUCUUCCGCCUUCUCCCACACUUCAGCAUCUUUCCCGCUCUUACUUCUAUCCUACUAUCUGCCUAGCGCCCCCGUGAGCUCUUUGGCGGCGUCGCAGUUCGGAAGAGAAACCGAAGGCGGCUGGACAUGGGGAGGGAGCGCGUCACAGGCUGAAGUUAGGCAGCUCUGUGGUCUACCGGUGGACAGCGACAGUUCUGUCUUGCCGCCGCCCGCGCUUCGAGCGCCGGCGCCUUCGUCGCUCGGCGAGAGAGGCUCUGCGUCGGUCGGAUUGGUCAGACAGGAAAACGAGAUGGAAGGGGAAAUCUCUCGUGGCGCAGACGAGAGAUUUGCACAGCAGCUCACCACCGAGCCCGUAGUGGCUCAUGUGCCUCCGCACGCAAUGGCUUCGCCGCGCACGUGCAAGAGAGCAGCUGAACCGGAAAGCAGGCAGCCUCGACGCUCGCGGCGUACCCGACACCUGCUCACUGUCGACGAGAUUCGAAAAGCUGAUGAAGAGGGUGAGCAGAGCGAAUGGGAAGAAGACAAAAUGAUCAGAGACCUGGUGCUGAGCGGUAGGCUAGCAGAUGACGACUGCCACUAUCCGAUGGAAUUCGGCGUGGGCGACGUGGUGUACUUUUCUGACUACGAACAUCCAGACUCUGACCAAGAGAUCGAAGCGCCACCCGGAGUGCUUGAAAGGCAAAGACACAGCGAGAGAAAAGGGGAAAGGAGCCAAGAGAAAAGAGCCGCGAGAGUAACUGGACAGGGCAUUGGCGGCACUUCCGCGCAUGUGCGAGACCCCUUCGCAGCGACGGCGACGUGGUUCAGCUUAGCGCGGGAAGAAAGACGGCUUGCGGCGGUGUACAGGAAUAAGAAGAGGAGCGAGGCAGCCACGAAUCAGGGUCGCCCGUCGCACCGGAAGCGGAGCCUUCCAACAGACCCGAGCGGAAGGAAAGACACUUCGCUGGAUGACCACAGUGAGGAGGAAGGCGAAGGGAGAAGCAGAGCGAGGAGAGAAAGGCUGAAACGGGAGCAGAGGGAGGAGGAGGCGAGCAGGCGGACUGACCACCUCGAGGGCGCCGAGGUCGAAACAACACUCACCGGCUUCUACCGACGCAUAAUGACAGAAGACGACACCGAAAGCGACGACGAAGAUUCGGACGACUUUGAGAACAGCCGAAGGAGUCACAAGACAGAGAGUCGAACGAGGGAAAUGUUACAGGCAGAACACUCUGCAGGUCCGGCGUCCUCUAUGAAGCCCGCACCGGACUUAUCUGCUGCGGGCGAGCUUUUUAUCCGCGCCCUAGGAAUGACAUUCGACGUCGUCUGCUUCCACGCACCGCGUGGGGCUCUGACUGCAUUCCAUUGCUUAGGAUCCCCGGCCUCAGCACCGUCCUGGUACGUCGGACGGCUCGCUUACAACUUCGGCUGUAGUGACGAGGCAUUCACGUUGGCUUUCAUAUACAUCGAUCGUUUCCUCCGAGCCUCUCAGUCCCCAUCAAUCAUGCAAAUGAUCGAUGCAAUAGUUUUUUCUCGAACGCCUGCCUGUGACUACCAGUUCCCUGCGUCCUUCUGGCCGAAAGUCAUAGCCUCGGGAGCAUCAUGCCGUUUUGGCGGCACAGCACUGGCAAGGCCGACGCACAUCAAAGGAGACUUGCCUGGCAGUCUCAAAGGAGGGAGCGAGAUUGACCGACCACCUCCUAAAGCAGGAUCAGGAUGCGGGCACGGUACUGAGGGCAAGAACGUGGAGCCGGUUGGUCGGUCUUUGCAGACUGACCUCGUGACGCUUUCGGCGUACAACGUUCAUCGCCUUCUCCUGGUUGCCCUCGUAGUGGCAAUUAAGUAUCUAGAUGAUACAAGGUUUUCAGAUCAGACCUACGCACGCCUGGGCAGUUUGGAUCCGAGAGAGGUGAGCCGCUUGGAAACUCUCUUUUUGUCGCAUAUCGACUUCAAACUGUACGUGCGGCCCGAAGAGUACCGCAUGCAUACGCGUCGAAUCCUGGAAAACCUGGAAGCUUUGUUUGUGCCCCUGGCGCGUCCUAAAAAGCUGCGAAUCUUUCCGGAUUGGUGGAAUCCCCCGUUGCCUCCGCUGUCACGCCGUGAGGUCCGCGAGGUUCGCCGUCUGGCGGCGGCAUCGCCUCUAACGCACUCGCGGGCGAGCAAUGAAACGCGAGAGGGGGGAGGCGAGCGCACUCGGGAUGAGCCCGAGGAAGCUAUAGGGGCAACGUUGCAAAAAGAAGGAGCCGCAGAGCGGACGCAAGCGGAUGCGAUCGCAGAAACGGAGAGCGCGAAGGUCUUUGGCGCAGAAGACGUUAUGAAUAGGUGGACGAGUGAGCCUCACAGACCUUCAACCAGCAAAGAGAGAACGGAGCCUCCGCGUUCCUUCUCUUUCUCCACGACGAUGUCCCGGACGUCCUCCGCUUCUCUGCGUCGCUCAUCCACGAGCCUGGAUUCGAGAUUCUUCGCCGCAGCGCCGGGAGCUGAGGGCGUUUCCAGUUCGCAUUCGUCCAUGGCGGAAGGGGAAAAAGAGCCACGCGAAAGCGGGGAGAGUGGUAUCGCCUCUCGUGGAGAACGCCUGCCUGACGCAGAGACAGCUGCGCCAAAAGGGGAACGGAUGCACGGUGUGCAGGAGCCAGCUGGAGUGCGCCCCUUGUCUUCUUCGCCUUUCUCCAUGGUACCCUCGUUCCCCCUUGCGCCUUCUCUUCUUCCCUCUGAUUCCCCAGACCCAACGUUUCGCACGUCGUCUGCUGCGGCUCUCGGCUGUGCGCUCGCUUCCCCCCCAUUGCAGGUUCCAGGCAAGCAUAUUCAGGGAGAGGUGGGAAGCGGGAUUGUCGGCGAGCCAGCGAUGUGCAAGGAGCUACUGGCGCCCUACGGGCAUGUUUCGCCGCCAUGUGCUGUGGCAGUCACUUCGUGCGUAGUCCUGACUCCGAGUUUGCUUGAGGACGGACCCGUUCCGGCAUCUCUCGGAGCGGGGAAUAAGGGAGAAUCGAGCAGACAGACACGCCACGAAAGCUUGAGCACGCACGGAAUCCGUGGCACUGGUAACGGGGUCAUUCUGGAAACGCAAAGCGAAGGGAGAAAAAAGGAAACAGAGCUCGUAGAGGAUGCUCAGGCUCUAACAGAGGACGCACAAGGAGAGCGACAACAGAGGGGAGCAUCGCGUGAGGCACACGAAGAACGCGGCGCGGAGCAGCCGCCAGAUCACCUGUGCAAAGCUUCUCGAGACGACGUUCUCUUUUGCUCCGUGGCUUUUCCUUCUUCCUGUCCCACGGAGACCCUUGUCAUGUGUGGCGAAGCUGCAGAGAGUUACAUGCCAGGGGCGACGGAUGAUGGACAGCAUGAUCCGUUUGCAUAUCUCUUGAGUGAAAGCGACGCAGCAUCUUCCGAAAACGAAUCAUUUACGUCCUUGCUCUCUUCGCCCGGCACGGCACGUUUUUGCGAGGAUGCGUUCUCGCCAUCGCAGACGACGCACGAGACGCACUGCAUUGUCGACCAGGCAGAGGAGUCGUCUUUUACUCCUUUACCACCUGCCUCGCGUCCCUCGGCUCCGCCUGAGCUCGCCUCUCCGCCUUCCGCGUCCGCCUCCACUCCAACGUGUACGCGUGAUUCUUUUUCGCUGGAUUCCGCGGACCCCCUGCUGCCUGCCUUUCACGCUGUUCUCGCCCCCGAGAUGAGGGGCGGCGUUGACCUAGAUUUCCUCCAGGCGCUGCCUGAGGGCAAAAGCAUAGCGGAUGUGAAGUCGGGUCUUCUGCCGUUCCUUCCGACGCUCGCUUCCUUGAACUACUUCUUCAUGCUUUUCUCUUCGCAGCCCGUGAAGAUCGCCGUUAUCCCUGCCACAGCUGACGUGACAGCCGUUUUGACCGACGACAGGCAACGAGACGACGGAGCCGCACCGCAGCAAGGCCUGCUCUUCUUUACUGAGAGUGCCUCGGGGACCGGCGGCGGCUGCCCGCUUUCGAAGCUACUGAGGCUCCUGACGGAUCAUGAGGAGGGCGAGCCCAGCGAGGAAGAGAAAGAGCGACGGCGGAAACAAGACGAAGAAGAAGAGCUGGAGAGCCGAGCGGCGAUCGGCAUGAUUCGCUAUUUCGAAGGCCUCAUAUUCUUCGUCGAGGGAAAAGGGGAUCCGACGCAUUUGCCCGUGAAGUUCCCUCCCGCGAUAAUCCUACACUUCUCAAACAUCGCAAAUGAAGCGCAUCGGUUCGAGCGAACGACGAAAGAAAACAGAGAUGAAGAGACAGAAAUGAAGCAACGCGGAGCCGAGGAGCACAGCACACAGAUCGAAUGGCCGUUUUCACAAGCAUCAGAGCACUGUCCCCCCCUGCGCGUGUGCGUGGGCGAGCUAAGCAGAACAAUACCCAUGUUUCCGAACUUUGAGGAAAAUGACGACUGCGUCCAGUCGUGCCCGGCUGGAGCUUCGGAGCAGGCAGAGCAGGAGGACCUAGGGGACACAAGCAGAAUAGAACCGCCGGGGGAUGGCAUGAAGCAUUUUUCUACGCGAAAGCAGAAGGGAUCGCGAAACGGAGAAGACCGCGAGUGGACGCGAGGCGAGAGCGAAAGCUGCAUUGUGCUUGAAAUGGCGCACCGCGCUGCAGAAUGCGGUGGACCGAUAGAAGAUGGGAUCUCAGAGUUGACAAGAGAGACGACGCGGAGACAAGACCGUGGUGAAGGAGAGAGUCAGGGGCUGCAUGAAAAUCCCCUGUCUGCGGAGUUUCCUGGCCGAAAGAGGCGCAAGGUCAAAGAAGAGCUAGCACCGCCCGCGGAGCGCGAAGGCUCCAUUCAAGAGGCUCACGAGGUACAGCGAGAGGUAAAACCCGAGGCACGAGACAGGACGGUGUCUGUGUCGGCGCUUCCUGAAGCACAAGAUGCAGAGGCAGGGACGGCCGAGAGGAAAGAGGUUGUGCGCCGGCUCUUAACAUUAGCAGGCCUGGCAGGGUUGCCGCCUUUCGCAUUCGAAGCCAACGAUUCUGUUUCGCUCGUCUUUCCAUUCCUUCCUGCCGCACCCCCCAAGUUGGAGCCUGUUAAACUUGUUGAGGGCGACGCGCACGACCAACAGCCGCGAAAGGAGGAAGCUCAACGUGCGCGGCAGUCAGCCGCAAACAGGAACGGCGAGCCGGUGCCGUGGAGAGAUACCUAUGUAGGCAUGCAGCUUGAGUGUCUGUGCGCCUUGCUUACUCUGCAAAUGCUCUCUAGGCGCCUAAGAAAGAGACGUCAACAGCGCAUCGAUGAAUUAAAACCCGUUCUCGACCGGUUCACGUGCGGCGGGAAGGUCACCCCUGACGGCCAGCCUGGCAGCCCCGCCUUUUCCGCCGCUCAGCGCGCGGUCACAAGCGCAGCAACGACAAGAGCCAAUCUGCGGUAUCGCGGCGUAUCUAUCUCUGCGGACCAACUGAUUGUCGCUGUGUCGCGCGCUCCACCGUCUGGAGCGCCGGCUGCGCUAGAGAGUUCUCUCUCCGGUCUGCAUUCGGCUGCGUUUUUGGUGAGCGCCCUUUCGAUUCUUCUUCUUCCGCGCGAAGAGAUUCCGCGCGAACAGGACCAUGAGUCCACGCUUCCGAAGGAGCUGUGCAAGUACCUCUUGUCCUCGACUCUUCAGCUGAUCAAGGAAAACCCGAGUGUGUUCCGCGGCCGAGACGGCUGGGCCGCACAGCUCCAACAUCCUCUGGCCUCCGCGCUGUCGCCGGGGGGGGCAGUCGCGGCGCGUGAGAGCGACCGGGUGCCUUCCGAGGAGCCUCUACUGUCCACCUUUACGCAGUCUUCUUCGCCCGGUGAUUCCCUCGUCGCUUCUUCAGACUUUCCUGCUUUCUCCGCAGCUCCACCCCUGGCGGCGCAGUCUUCUGUCGUCUCCCUCUCACGCCGGUCCUCCCCCUCCCUGGUCUCAUCGUCGCGCUCUUCUCGCAGCCCCACUCCCGAUGCACGGUCUAGUUCUGCAGACGAUGCCGGAAGUGUGUCGCCUUUUCUUGCUUUCCUCGGCGGCUGUACUGCACCGGCUUCGCCUCGCGCUUCGCCGGCCUCCACGUCUCUCUCGCGCCGCACACCUCGCAUGAAGCUGCCGCGGCUAUUCCGGCGGCAUUCCGCGCCCUCGAGCUCUUGUCACAGGGGGAGCGGCCUCGCGGCGGUUAUGCGAGACGGCGGCGACAUAAUGGAGUCCGUUGACGAGGGAGAAGAGGACCGCGAACGAGGCCGAGCGACAUCAAGUUUCGUCAGGUAG
Besnoitia besnoiti is the source of this 8211-nucleotide messenger RNA. RefSeq lists its product as uncharacterized. NCBI's taxonomy places the organism in Eukaryota, Apicomplexa, Conoidasida, Eucoccidiorida, Sarcocystidae. Gene Ontology annotation, molecular function: protein kinase binding. The record is from RefSeq and is a predicted model, not a curated record. The transcript has 3 exons. Bases 1 to 8211 code for a protein of 2736 amino acids. Gene Ontology annotation, biological process: regulation of cyclin-dependent protein serine/threonine kinase activity.